AUGGGGUUGAAGAAGGAGGAGCUGGACUACGUGCUGGUGCCGCUGGGUCUGGCGGUGAUGGCGGUGUACCACGCGUGGCUGCUGCUCCGCGUCCGCCGGCGACCGGCGACCACCGUCAUCGGUGUCAACGCCAUCAACCGCCGCAUCUGGGUCCGUCACGUCAUGGAGGAGCCGUCCGGGAAGCACGCGGUGCUGGCGGUGCAGACGAUCCGCAACAACAUCAUGGCGUCAACACUACUCGCCUCGACGGCCAUCACCCUCAGCUCCCUGAUCGCCGUCCUCAUGUCCAGCGGUGGCGGCGGCGGGAGCUCAUCCACCACCGCCACCGACUCCUCCAACGACGGCGGCCUCCUCCCGGGCGCGCCGCUGGUGUUGGGCGCGACGGGGGUGCCGGCGCUGUCGGCCAAGUUCUUCGCGAUCCUCGUCUGCUUCCUCCUCGCGUUCCUCCUCAACGUGCAGUCGAUCCGGUACUACAGCCACGCGAGCUUGCUCGUGAACGUGCCGCUGGGCGCGUGGGACGACGGCCGCGGCCGGCGCCGCCUCCGGCCGGGGCGCGCCGCCGCCGUCGUGUACGUGACCGACGUGCUCAACCGCGGGAGCUACUUCUGGUCGCUGGGCGCGCGGGCGUUCUACUUCUCGUGCCCCGUCUUCCUCUGGCUCUUCGGGCCCAUCCCCAUGCUCGUCGCCUGCGUCGCCAUGGUCUGCGCGCUCUACUUCCUCGACGUGUGCAAGGACUGGAAGGAGGAGGAGGAGGGAGAGGAGUGA
Setaria italica (foxtail millet) is the source of this 765-nucleotide messenger RNA. RefSeq lists its product as uncharacterized. The record is from RefSeq and is a predicted model, not a curated record. The transcript is spliced from 3 exons. The coding region runs from base 1 to 765 and encodes 254 amino acids. NCBI's taxonomy places the organism in Eukaryota, Viridiplantae, Streptophyta, Magnoliopsida, Poales, Poaceae.